ACAUUUACCUCAAAAUAUUCAACUCUUCUCAUUGAAAGACAUCAAAAUGAAUUCUUUAAAACUCUGGAGUGCACUGUGUCUGCUAAUAAGCAUUCAACAUUUUAACAAUGGCUACGUAUCAAGCAAGACGUGCUUUUGGCAUAGAGAUACUGAGAUAACAGCAGAAAUCUUCGACGAGAGAUUUCAAAUCUGCUGCGAAUUAUCAGGGAUACACAACAAAAGCAGACAAGACAGUACUCCCAUAGGCUGCUGUGGAAACAAAACCUACGACAAAAUAUCUGAGGUCUGCUGUAAUCAGAAAGUUCACAACAGGCAUAUACAAGGUGGAUCAGAAAGUGGAAAGCAAAGAGUCUGCUGCGGGGACAAACUGUUCAUUGCCAAGAGGUCCCAUCACUGCUGUGGAAGUAACUACGUCCCCUCGAAUCUGAGGUGUUGUGGUCGGCAGACACCUUACAACGCCUCCGAGUCUAGAUGUGACUAUGAUACGGUUGUUCCGCGGGGACACGGGGUGUGUGACGGGCGACCCUAUGACAAGUUUAAAUACAAGUGCUGUAGCAGGUCAAGGCUCCACAACGUCUCCUCAUUUGACAAAACGUUCGGCUGUUGUGGAGAGAAACUGAUCGACACAAACACGCAGCAAUGCUGUGGGUGGUCUAAGAUGAAGAUCAUACAACCAUUAACUGGACAAUGUUGCGGACUCUUUGACUCUAACAAGGAGAUCUGCUGUCAAGGAAACAGAAUUGUUUCUAAUGGUGUUCUGCGUUGCUGUGGUAACGGGUCUGUUAACAUCAGCGACCCAAAAGAGGGCUGCUGUAUGGCUGGGAAAGUCGGGACGUCUUAUAGAAAGAACACAGAGAAAUGCUGCAAUGGAUCAGUCCACUUCAUAAGAAAUACCAAAAACGCAACGUGUUGUGGCAAGCAGCUCUUGUCCUCACGGGAACAAGUCUGCUGUAACAACAGAGCCAUAAUCAACAAGACAGCCCCGUCCCACAAUUCCUGUUGUUCAGAGCGACCGGGGCGAUACAGAUCUUGUAACAGGCAAGUCCCCACCAAGAGACCCGAGACGUGUGGAAGAGUACCUUACAAUGAAGACCGAGAUCUUUGUUGUAAUAAUAAGUUCCACCGAGAUGCCAAAGUGAAUGGAAAGAAAUGUUGUCUACCGGGGACUGAAUCAUACUACCUUCACAAUGAAACAUGCUGCUACUCCACUGUCAAGGACAAAACAGAGGAAUGCACUGGAAGUAACAACAGAAAGCCAUCUUCAAUAAUGCAGGGUCAAUCUGGUCCAAAAGGACCUGCACAGCCAGAACAACAAACCAAAGGAGUGUGUAGAGUUUGUUCUCCUGGAUGGAGACCAAAUGCCAUCAUAAUGUCUAUUUACUCCAAAGACACUAACAUCUGCACUCAAAAAGCAAUGAAAUUUGUUGUCAACAAAGUCCAUCAACUCAAUACAAUAGGACUUCCACUGGCAAUGCCAUGGACUUGGUUGAAUGUCACUUCCAAACAUAACAUCUAUCGAGAAAAAGGUGCACCUUCCCUGAAGCAAAACUUCACCCUUUUUCUGCCCUGUGCCUGCCCUGAACUCAAGAAAAUGGAAGGAGAAAAAAUCCUGCUCCUGACAAAUGCCGAGUUUAAUAAAAAGAGGAUCUUCCUAGGGGACAGUGACCUCAUUCUACCAGGGAGGAGAAAAGUGCUGCAACUUGUCAAAAAGCAGUCUAAAACAUGCCCCAAUUAUGUUGUACAAAAUAUAGCUUUCCUCAUACAAAUGUCCUCCAUUGGAUGAAUCUUUUAAUAUACUCUGGUAUUCUGA
Saccostrea cuccullata (small rock oyster) is the source of this 1810-nucleotide messenger RNA. RefSeq lists its product as uncharacterized. The record is from RefSeq and is a predicted model, not a curated record. The transcript is spliced from 8 exons. The coding region runs from base 47 to 1783 and encodes 578 amino acids. Lineage: Eukaryota; Metazoa; Mollusca; Bivalvia; Ostreida; Ostreidae.